Molecule: messenger RNA, 6874 nt
Organism: Oncorhynchus gorbuscha (pink salmon)
Lineage: Eukaryota; Metazoa; Chordata; Actinopteri; Salmoniformes; Salmonidae
Product: diacylglycerol kinase theta-like
Exons: 23
Coding region: 964-3726 (920 amino acids)
Biological process (GO): diacylglycerol metabolic process; lipid phosphorylation; intracellular signal transduction
Molecular function (GO): ATP-dependent diacylglycerol kinase activity
Source: RefSeq, a predicted model, not a curated record
GUAUCCUUCAUUUAUUUGGCGUGGGCUACGGCCAAACAGUAGCCUGUGUGAAGUUGGGUUUCUGUCUGGACAAUUGUUCCUUUUUAAUAUAGUCAGGUCAUUACAAUACUGGUGACCGGUGGUAGGUGAAAUGCCGCAUGCCAAAAGAUUAUGGGAAAUACAAGUAGGCUAGUGAAUAAAAACCAAGAGUUUGUUGCAUUGUAAAAAAAUAUUUUUUUUUAUAAUCUAGAGAACCCAAUGAGUUGUUAGGGCAAUAGGGUCGCUUGCGCGUUAUGGUCGAGAUGGCUGCUGGAGCCCCGCAAUGUCUUAUCUGUUUGUGCUGUGCUUCAUUUUUGCUUUGAAAAUUCUGUGAUGCUGGUCACUCACUCAUGUCUAGGCGCUGUGAGGGCCAACCAUGUCAGGGCGGAUGAAAACCGCUGCACAACUAUGAAAACUGCGGGCGGAAGUAGCUAGCAGCUGAUGUGUAAAAGCUGCAAAAGAAAAACGGAGCAGGAUAAAAACAACCAAUUUAGUUAGCAAUUUAAGCCGUUAAUUAGUUAGAUUGUCACUUGUUGCUUUGAUGGAUUUUCUUUGAACUUGCUUGCCUUUAAUUUUUUUUGCGAGUAAAUUUAGCGUUUUGCUAACGUUAAGUUAGCCAGUAAGCUUCUUUUUCAUGUUUCCUGGUGACGAGCCACUAGACUGAGUGUUUUGUCAAUUAACCAUAUUUCUGGAUCAUUCAAGACUUAUGUUUUUAUUGAUUUGCAAUGCUGGUAGCUAACUGCCAUGUCUAUUGUUAGCUAACUUCAUGACUGCUAUAGCUCCAGCAGCAGCUGGCACCACUGGCUCCGAAGUGUAAUGACACGGCGGUUGGGCAUAACGUAGCUGGAACUCGCUGAUUUUGCCGCUUGGCAGCGGAAACAUAUUUUCACUCAAACACCCUAGCUACGUUUUCAUUAUACACGACUCUUGUGGUGCACAGAUACGAUGGCAAACAGCACUCGAACGAAGAAUGAGAAUUCCAUCAUGGAAAGCGCAAGCCCCCUGUCCGGGAGGAAAAAGGCAGAACAAUCCCCUGGGUCUCGCUCAAGGUACCCUGUCAGUGCACCCGGACAUUGUUUUAGGAAAGUGACUCUCACCAAGCCAACGUUCUGCCACAACUGCAGUGAUUUCAUAUGGGGUCUUAUCGGUUUCAUUUGUGAAGUAUGUAACUUUAUGUGCCAUGAGAAGUGCCUGAAGACUGUGAGGACUGCGUGUUCAUGUAUGGCCCCGACGCUGGUGCGGAUCCCUGUGGCCCAUUGCUUUGGUCCAGCAGGGCAGAAAAAGAGAUUCUGCUGUGUGUGUCGAAAACAUCUGGAGGGAAACACAGCCAUUCGCUGUGAAGUUUGUGAGCUGCAUGCCCACUCGGAAUGUGCUGCAUUCAGCUGUGGUGACUGUCGUCUCUGCCAUCAGGAUGGGAGUCAGGACUUUGAUACCCUUCACCACCACUGGCGGGAGGGAAACAUCCCCUCAGGUGCACGCUGUGAGGUCUGCCGACGCACCUGUGGCUCCUCGGACGUCCUGGCGGGGAUGCGGUGCGAGUGGUGUGGUAUGACGACACACGCUGCCUGUUAUGUCAUUGUGCCUCCAGAGUGUGGCCUAGGACGUCUACGUAGCAUGCUCCUUCACCCCGCUUGCGUGCGAAUGUGCUCGCGGAACUUCAGCAAGAUGCACUGCUACCGCAUCUCUGAGAGCUGCCAGAAUGACCUGGAUAACCUGGACGAAGUUGACACCCAGAUUCCAGCAACUACAAAGGAGAGCCAGCCGGCAACCACAGCGGAUUCAGGGAAGCAGGUUCUCAAGGUGUUUGAUGGGGACGAUGCAGUCAAGCGCAGCCACUUCCGCUUGGUCUCCAUUCCUCGGAUAACCAAGAAUGAGGAAGUGGUGGAGUCAGCGUUGAGGACCUUCUACAUCCCAGAUGACUCGCUGGACUACGAGCUCCAAGACAACGGCCAGCAGGCUCUACACAGCAAUGACAUCCUCAACCGUAACGGCACCCCUGACGAAAAGGCCAUCUUUAAGGAGAAUGUGCCUGAGGCGUGGCUUCUAAGGGCCAAACCCCAGGACACAGAGGUCCUCAAGGUUUAUGCGGGCUGGCUCAAGGUUGGUGUGGCGUACAUAUCCAUCUCCAUCUCCAAGAACAGCACAGUGGAUUCUGUCAUUAAGGAGGUCCUCACUCAACUGGGAAGACAGGACGAAGACCCAUCCAGCUUCAGCCUUGUGGAGGUUUACAUGGGCAGUAAGCAAGUUCAGAGACAAGGGCUGACAGGCCAGGAGCUGCUACUGUACAAACUGCAGGAGAUAAGGAAGAUCUCCCUAAGGCAGAUGAACCAGACCCGUUUCUACAUAGUGGAGAGCAGGAAGCAAGUUGUGCAGGUCAACCUGCUGCUGGAGGGACUGCCUGUACAACUGAGCAAGGAGGAAUAUACCAACCUGCUACAGGAGCACUUAGCUAUCAAAAGUCAUUUGGUCACCAUCACACAUGUUUACGGGAGCCAAGGUGCAGUAGUGGUGCAGAUAUCGUGCUUCUCUGAGGCUGAGAGGAUCUACAUGUUAGCCAAAGACACGUCUGUCAGCAACCAGCAGCUGACCUCCCUAGUCAUACCAGAGAUCAUGCACAACAAGUUGCCCAAAGGUGGCUCGCCCCUACUGGUGUUUGUCAACCCCAAGAGCGGUGGGCUGAAGGGCCAAGAGCUUCUUUACGGCUUCCGGAAGCUUCUCAACCCCCACCAAGUGUUUGACAUGACCAACGGGGGACCGUUGCCUGGACUGCACACGUUUAGAGAGGUACCCCGCUUCCGGGUUUUGGUGUGUGGGGGAGAUGGGACGGUGGGCUGGGUCCUGGGGGUCCUGGAGGCCAUCCGACACAAGCUGGUCUGUCCUGAGCCCCCCAUUGGUAUUGUCCCACUGGGCACAGGUAAUGACCUGGCGCGGAUCCUGCGCUGGGGGGCGGGCUACAGCGGAGAGGACCCCCACCACAUCCUUGUGUCUGUAGACGAGGCGGAGGAGGUGCAGAUGGACCGCUGGACCAUCCUGCUGGAUGCACAGGAAGUCACAGAGGACGGCAAGGAGAACGGCUUCCUGGAACCACCAAAGAUAGUGCAGAUGAACAAUUAUUUUGGUCUGGGCAUCGAUGCUGAGCUCAGUUUGGACUUCCACCAUGCCCGUGAAGAAGAACCAGGAAAGUUCAACAGCAGGUUCCAUAACAAAGGUGUGUACCUGAAGGCGGGUCUGCAGAAGCUGAGCCACACACGGAACCUUCACAAGGACCUUAAACUGCAGGUGGACAAACAAGAAGUGGAACUGCCCAGCAUAGAAGGCCUCAUCUUCCUAAACAUCCCCAGCUGGGGCUCUGGGGCAGACCUGUGGGGAUCAGAGGGUGACUCACGCUACGGGAAACCACGCAUUGACGAUGGCAUGCUGGAGGUGGUGGGGGUGACCGGGGUCGUGCACAUGGGCCAGGUGCAGGGUGGCAUGCGUUCUGGGAUCCGCCUCGCCCAGGGCAACUACGUACGUAUCACAGUGACCAAGCCCAUCCCUGUGCAGGUGGAUGGAGAGCCCUGGAUCCAGGCCCCUGGAAAUAUCAUCAUAUCUGCAGCAGGCCCAAAGGUACGGAUGCUGAGGAAGUCCAAACACAAACAGAAGAAGCAGCCUGCCAGCCUGAAAGAGAGGCGAUCCGAAAGCCCUUCGUCCAGCGAUGGGGGACACUGAUGCCAACCCCCCCCAACACCUGCUCCUUGGUGUCACCAUGUGAGCAUGGUGGCCUGUUGGCUGCUCUAAACAGCUGUGGCAGGGGCCCGUGUGCCCCAUAGGCUCUCAGAUGGUUUGCGUAGCUAGCACUGUCAUCUCCUGGAGUGUUACAUUGAUAAAGGAGGAGAUAUCACAAGCAUUUAACAGUCCCUCUCAUUCUCAUCUUACUGCUGAUCAAUUUCACCUCUGUUGGGUUCGGUUGCCCCAGUUAAGAUCAUUCAGAUCAGCUUCCUGUCUGAUUUGUUAGUUUGUUUUAUUUUUGCAGUCCUUCAGAGUUGGUGUGGCCUGGCAUUUAUCGAAGACAAAUACAUUGUAACAAUUGGCCGUGGUAUUAUCUGGUACUAUAGCAUUUGGUACCAGGUGGUUACAAUGAGUCCCCAAGAAACCGAGAGGUGUUUAUGGACAACAUGUAAUUACUGUGUUACCGUGUAAUAUCAAAGUAAAUACCAGACGGUAAAAUAAAGUGUAAUUGUUGCUUUUUUAAAGUUCAGACAUCAAGCUGCUUGCUGGAUUAUAGUCAAAUAGUCUACUACUUGACAAAUGACCUACUACUUGACAAAUAGGCUACUACUUGACAAAUAGGCUAGUACUUCGCAAAUAUUCUACUACUUGACAAAUAGUCUCUUACUACUUGACAAAUAGUUUAGUACUUGAUAAAUAGUUUAGUAUUUGAUUUGACAAAGUACUAGUAUUAAUGUAAAACCACAACUUACCAAAGUAAAAAUGCUUACGUGUAGUAUAUUAGAGUGAAAAAAAACUCACUAUUUGCCUAAAACCCCACUAGCCAUUCAAUAACAAUUCUAGGAAGUGCAUGUGAGACAUUGCAUGUUAUUUGAUACGUACAUGUUUCAUUCAGUUGUAAUACUUUGAGGAAAAUCGAUAUUCCAAGUGGAGACUUACGACAGUAGCCUCAGAAAUAUGCACAUCCGCACAGACAAACACACUCCCAUCUUAAUAUUCAGUUAGUGCAUACUCAAGUCUGUUGCCAAGUUCCUCCUAUUGUUUAUAACCUCUCUCUGUAGCAGUCACCCUCGCUGCAGAAUAAGUAUUCACCUCACUUAAUGCCUCACAAAUGUAUUCCAAACAUAAGUAUCAUUGUGUUUGAAUGGAAUCAUAACUUGAAUGUUGCACUCCAUUCGUUGUUUUACAUAUCUCUGUUGCUGCUCAUUUUUUUGUAGCUGAUGGAAUGAAUGCAGGGACGAGACCACCAGCCAAUCCUAAAUAUGCAUUAUAAACUAGAGUGACUUGUGUUGUAUUUCUCCAGUCAUUUGCUUGGCCUGGAGGUCAUGUUUCAUUCAUAGUAGAGAUGGUACGCCUGAGUACCUGUUCUCUUGUUGUCAGCACUUCGUCCGCAUUCCUGUUGAUGUAGAAUUUACAAGAAAUGCAUUCAUGAAAUGACUCCUUCAUUUGAAGGAGGAUCUCAUUUUUUACACUCCAGCACGUGAUGUCGCUGGAACAGUAUUUGAUUGAUUCUAAGUUGACUCACUUUUGUGACUUGGUGCUAGUGUGUAGCAAAACGUUUGAAUCUUUCACUCCACUAGCCGUUUCAAGCCCUAUUCAAUCAAAACUGGGAAGCUGGUGUUGUGGUUGAGUCAGAAUCUGCAGUCCUUUUAUGCAGUCUGAAAGUAUUUGUGAAAGCACAGUAUUUCCAAGUUGCAUUGACAGCUAACUGGGCUUGAAUGAAUAGGGUCCUAGACAGUUGGGUCCUCAUGGCCCAGAAAACACAACCACUGUGGUGAUUUCACCUGUGGUUCCUCAUUGGCUGUGUUCCAAUCAUCGUAAUUACUUUCUUUCCUUGUCUCUUCUCCUUCCUGAACACUAGUAAAUGAAGGGCUUGAAUAGGUACUCACCAUAUACCAUAGAGACUUAUGACAAGGACAUGAACCCAUUUUAAACUGAGGGGACACAGCUAUUGUGUUGUGAAAUGCAUGUACCGUCAACAGCCUGUGUAAAAGAAAAAACGGGAGUAAACAUAGUGAUGUUUUUAGCUGUUUAGCUCUAAUAUGAGAAUGUCCAUGUGUAUUCCAUUUAGAGGCAUAAAGUGUUUCUGUGUAUAGGAGUAUGUGAAGACAAGGAUUGGUUUUAGAUCAAUAAGUAUCUUUGGUAUCCGUCUUUGGUGUCAGUGGUCAGCUCUGUUCUGCAGUGCUCAUUGGGAUAGACUGUCUUUUACAACCAUUGCUGUGAUGUUUUGUCACACCAUAACUCCAUCACCAAAAACAAUCCACUCCAAAGAUAAUGCUCCAAUAGGAAUGCCCCAUUCACCCCUCUUGUAAGACGGAAGAAUGUCCACACCAAGGGAUGAUUUGAAUAUACAUGGAAGAAGUGAUGACUGAUUGCUGGCAAAUGCAUCAGCACACAGUUUGAUGGCUAUCAAUCAUAACAUUUUUGUGUUUGCCCUAAAAAAGUGCCAUUAUUUUAAUACACUUUAUUUCUCCUCAAUGUUGCCGCACUGAAAACUCCAUAACAGCAUUGCGUCAAUGCCCAAGGUACUGUUUUGUGUUGAAUGUCGCUUAUGUGUAUAUCGUAGUAAGUUUACAGCUUCUGCAUCAUUUGUGCCUGUUGCUGUGCGAUGAACCUUCAGGCCAAAGUGUCGUUCUGUGUUGUCAUUAGACCUAACCUCCACGUGGUGCCUCAUUCCAGUGCUUCUAGAACCUUGGUGGUAUUACCUGUGUGUCAAAGUGUUUAACAUGAUGUGUGGUCCUCUCCUGCUGGUGCAGUGAUUGAAUAUCUUCAUCUAGGCAUUUUUAGACCAUUUUGAGCUAAUGUGCCUAUAGAUGACUUAUGUUGUCAAUUCUGUGUUUUUAUUUGAUUUGCCGUAAUAAAGGUAUUUUACGUUUUUACCAAGUCUAAAUAGCAGUUAAAAGCUAAAUGAAUAAAUAUGUAUAUUUUUGCAGACAAAAGCUGUUUUUAGUUUGAACUGUAAAUUGCACUACAGGGUGACGGUAUUGACGGUAUUGUUUUACAGAUGCUUUUAGGUGUUAAGUUUGGUUACUCUGAUGUUUAAAAAACUAAAUCUAAAGAUAUAUGUGAAAAUAACUAAAGAUAUAUGAAAAGAUUCUGUGUAACAAUUGUGUCCAGUUAAAAUAAAAUCAAGAAAUGGGACAUCUUA